AUGACUGCCCGAAAAGGUGCUGAUGCUCAAUAUCUUCAUAUCAUCGUCCGCGCCCCAAUCGGGCAGCCCGUGCAGCGCCCGCUCAGACUUUACACUUAUCAGAUAUUCUUGCUGGCCGUGAGCCUGUUGAGUCUCACGGCGGCCGGCGGAGGUGGCGGAGGAGGAUUGCUUCCGGUCCUCAAAUCGGCGGUAUCGUCGGGGGGAGGCUAUGCUGGCGGCGCUGUUUCCGGCGGCCAGUUCUCCUCGUACGGUCCCGACUUCAACCCGUUGUUGAUGGGCGGAAAUAAGGGCUACCCCGGCCUGCGCGCCCGCAUCAACCAGCGCGCCUUCCAAUACGCUUCCUCCGUCAUCGCCCCGCUCCUCAACUCGGAGAUCCAGAAGGCCCGGCUACCCCCGAUCAGCCAGUGCAUCCCACAGGUGAACGGCUGCAUCCAAAUCUACAACCUGUACGUCUCGCGCUACCGGUGCCCGCAGCGCAUCUCCAUCUACCCGGCACCGCCGAAUCGGCUGGCCGUUGCUGUGGAGAAUCUGGACAUUGGCGUCACCGGAAAUCUUGGAGGGCAGAUCCAAAUCCUGCUCCCCAUCGCGUUAUUCGGAAUUGUGCAAGCUAACCUUCACCAAGUGUCCAUCUACGUUGACCUCAUCAUUGAAAGAACAGCCACGGGUGCCCCAUACAUCCGAAUGGGCAGCUGCAACGUGCAGAUCGGAUACGCGGACGUAUGCAUCCAGAAUGGCGGCUUGAUCGGCGAUAUUGUCAACAGCCAAUUCAGGGGUCGCAUAUCGUCGAUGGUCAAGGAGAUGGCUCCCGGCAAGAUCUGCGCCCAGCUGCCCGCCAUCGUCAACGAGAAGCUCAACGGAAAAUUGUCCAGCCUCCCUCAAACGAUCGCCCUCACCCAGAUGGCCUCAAUGUUCGGCAGCGCGCUCGGACUUGGCGGAAGCGGCGGCGGACCAUCGGCUGAAUACUGCCAAGCUUCCUGCGCCAAGUCUCCAGUGGUUCUACCGUCCGUCUCUUCCACCUCAUCCGGAUCAGCACCGGCCCCAGUUUCCGCCCCGGCUCCAUCUGGAAUUGUCGGCAGUGCCCCAUUGGCCUACCGCGACGGGCCCGUCGUCAAGGUCAAGAAGGUCGCCGCCCGCGCUAUCCCGGUUUAUAAGACUGGCGUCCAGCGACAG
Mesorhabditis spiculigera is the source of this 1170-nucleotide messenger RNA. Lineage: Eukaryota; Metazoa; Nematoda; Chromadorea; Rhabditida; Rhabditidae. The record is from the annotation of a GenBank genome assembly.